AUGUCCUGGUUAGGAGGAGGCUCAUCGUCGACGCCGUCUUCGGCGCCAAAUACUGGAGUAGCGGGCAACAAGAACAGGCCAAAGACGAUAUAUUAUCUAGGUGCACGUAAAAGAACCAGGACAUGCGUUACCCGGGCUAACAAGCUGCAGAUUCUUCGCACAGAUCAAGGAAAGCAGGCUGUUGAGUUGGCUGGAGACUAUGACCUCAGCUCAUUCAGCAUGUUCACUCGUGAAAAUUACAAACAAUUUAUACAAUUCUCAUCGAAAACGGUAGCGGAGCGAACCCCAGUUGGCAGCAGACACACCAUUGAAGAGAAAAUAGGCAAGGUCCACGUCUACCACACAUCAUUCGGGUUCUGCGCGAUCCUAAUAACGGAGGCUGAAUACGACAAGCUGGCCGCGCAGACCAUCCUCUCGAAAGCAGCAGAUAACUUCAAGGUGAAGUACACACCAACAGAGAUCGCACAAAGAAAUCCUCCUCUCGACUGGCCAGAAGGCAAGAAAUUUCGCGAAGAGGCCAUCAAUGUUGAGCAGACUGGAAUUGCGGCCGUGCAACGAGAACUGGAUGAGACUAAGAUUGUUUUGCACCAGACUAUCGAGAGUGUGUUACAAAGAGGUGAGAAACUGGACACCUUGGUCGCUAAAAGUGAUGAACUUAGCGGCAUGUCCAAGGGCUUUUACAAGCAGGCGAAGCAGCAAAAUUCCUGCUGCGUUGUCAUGUGA
This is a messenger RNA of Lithohypha guttulata, 723 nucleotides long. RefSeq names its product palmitoyltransferase (gene YKT6). The record is from RefSeq and is a predicted model, not a curated record. Gene Ontology annotation, molecular function: SNAP receptor activity. NCBI's taxonomy places the organism in Eukaryota, Fungi, Ascomycota, Eurotiomycetes, Chaetothyriales, Trichomeriaceae. The transcript is spliced from 2 exons. The coding region runs from base 1 to 723 and encodes 240 amino acids. Gene Ontology annotation, cellular component: Golgi apparatus. Gene Ontology annotation, biological process: endoplasmic reticulum to Golgi vesicle-mediated transport.